This is a messenger RNA of Oncorhynchus gorbuscha (pink salmon), 2271 nucleotides long. RefSeq names its product cytochrome P450 1B1-like. The coding region runs from base 333 to 1907 and encodes 524 amino acids. The transcript has a single exon. The record is from RefSeq and is a predicted model, not a curated record. Lineage: Eukaryota; Metazoa; Chordata; Actinopteri; Salmoniformes; Salmonidae. Gene Ontology annotation, molecular function: monooxygenase activity; heme binding; iron ion binding.
GACGGACAGCGACUGCACUACUACUAACCACUCAACCUGAUCAAGCCUGUUCACAAGCCAGCACGGAGGAGGAGGAGACAGACACCGUAGUGUGAGAGGUGCUGAAAACCUUCUCGUUGUCUCAAUUCAUUUUCUUCGUUUUUGGGAUGAUCAUGCAGGACUGACCAUACUUAAAAACAGACAGCAUUAUUAUUUCGUUUAUUUGGAAUUUAGGUGGAGAGGAGGACCUAUUUUAAAAAUCCGGUUACCAGGAAUAGCAUUCAACAAAAUAAAAGUGGGAUCCCUCUCAGAAUUUGAAGGAUUGAGUACCAGAAUUAGAACAUCUCAGCACCAUGGCACUGCUGGACACAGAGUUUGGGGUGAAGGGCAGCAGCAUCAUCAGAGAGUGGAGUGGACAGGUCCAGCCAGCUCUGGUCGCCUCCUUUGUUUUCCUCUUCUGUCUAGAAGCCUGUCUAUGGGUCAGGAAUCUCAGACUCAAGAGAAGGCUGCCAGGACCCUUUGCCUGGCCGGUGGUGGGCAAUGCCAUGCAGCUGGGGCAGAUGCCUCAUAUCACCUUCUCCAAGCUGGCAAAGAAGUACGGCAACGUGUAUCAGAUACGACUGGGCUGCAACAACAUAGUGGUGCUCAAUGGAGACACAGCCAUACAAGAAGCCUUGGUGCAACACAGCACAGAGUUUGCAGGCAGACCCAACUUUGUGUCUUUUCAGUCAGUGUCUGGUGGUAACAGCAUGACAUUCUCUAACUACAGCAAACAGUGGAGGACCCACCGGAAGAUCGCUCAGUCCACCAUUAGAGCUUUCUACUCUGCCAACAGCCAGACCAAAAAAGCAUUUGAACAGCACGUUGUUGCAGAGGCUACUGAGCUCAUUGAAGCUUUCCUCAAACUCAGUGCUGAUGGACAGUUUUUCAACCCUGCUCACGAACUGACAGUAGCUGCUGCAAAUGUAAUCUGUGCACUGUGCUUUGGAAAGCGUUACGGCCAUGAUGACAUGGAGUUUAGAACCCUUCUGGGCAGUGUGGACAGGUUUGGAGAGACGGUGGGAGCUGGCAGCUUGGUCGAUGUCAUGCCCUGGCUUCAAUAUUUCCCAAAUCCUGUCCGCAGUGUCUACCAGAGCUUCAAAGACCUCAAUAAAGAGUUUUUCACCUUUGUGAGAGACAAGGUGGUGGAGCACAGGGAGACGUUUGACCCUGAAGUGACCCGGGACAUGAGUGAUGCCAUUAUUCAGGUAAUUGACAAGGCAGGCCAUGAUACCGGGUUGACGGAGGCCCACACAGAAGGGACUGUGUCCGAUCUGAUUGGUGCGGGACUGGAUACUGUGUCAACUUGCCUUCAUUGGAUGCUCCUUUUAUUGGCAAAAUACCCCAACAUCCAAACCAGACUGCAGGAGCAGAUUGACAAAGUGGUAGGCCGUGACAGGCUGCCCUGUAUUGAGGACAAAGCCAGCCUGGCUUACCUAGAUGCUGUUAUCUAUGAGACCAUGCGCUAUACCAGCUUUGUACCCCUCACCAUCCCACACUCCACCACAUCAGAUGUCACCAUCGAAGGCUUCCACAUCCCCAAAGACACAGUGGUCUUCAUUAACCAGUGGUCUGUCAACCACAACCCUUUAAAGUGGAAGGACCCACAUCUUUUUGACCCCUUACGGUUCCUCGAUGAAAAUGGUACCCUUGACAAGGACCUGACCAACAGUGUGUUGAUAUUCUCAGCAGGGAAGAGGCGAUGUAUCGGUGACCAGAUCGCCAAAGUGGAGGUUUUUUUAUUUUCUGCUAUUUUGAUUCACCAGUGCAGCUUUGAGAAUAACCCAAGUCAGGACCUCUCCUUAGACUGCUCCUAUGGGUUAACACUGAAGCCCCUAAACUACAAGAUCUCUGUCAAGCUCAGAGGAGAAUUACUUAAUGCGGCAUAAAAUCUUGUGAUUUGUGCUUUCAAACAGAGCACCCACUAAUGGACUGCAGUAAUCCAAUGCACUAUAAAAGGUAUGUACACAACAGUGAAUAGUUUUGCUUGGUAGGUACCAGCCAUAUGACUUAUAUUGAUACUUAUGUCAAUAGAUUACUAUUAUUAUAAUUAGCUAAACUGAUUGUUGAUUGUAUAAAUCACUUUUUGUGAUAGAUAACUGAAUCGUGUUUGUUAAUUGUAUCAUUUUAUUGCACUGGCUAUACAGUUGAAGUCGGAAGUUUACAUACACCUUAGCCAAAUACAUUUAAACUCAGUUUUUCACAAUUCCUGACAUUUAAUCAUAGUAAAAAUACCUUGUCUUAGGCCAGUUA